Messenger RNA from Rhopilema esculentum, 3074 nucleotides. NCBI's taxonomy places the organism in Eukaryota, Metazoa, Cnidaria, Scyphozoa, Rhizostomeae, Rhizostomatidae. The record is from RefSeq and is a predicted model, not a curated record.
GCCUCGUUCUCAAUAAGGCAUAUGAGCAGAGAAAAUGGCGGCCACGAGGAAUGAUGAUGAAGACAGGACUUGGGUAGAAGUUAAAGAAGGACGGGCAGCAGUUCUAUACCCAGCUUCGGAAUCAGUAUUUUACAACCCAGUGCAGCAGUUCAAUAGAGAUUUGAGCAUUCUUGCGAUUAAAGAAUUCAUUUCGAUUUAUUGCAAAGAAUGGGAGGAAAAGGAAAAGACAAAACAAAGUAGACAUACGAAAAGCUCUCAUAAUGAAAUGUUACAAGAACAGCAAAGCAGCGAAGGUAUGGAAGCUACUCAUAGACCAAAAAUACGUGUGAUGGAAGGGCUUGCAGCUACAGGACUGCGGUCGAUAAGGUAUGCACUGGAAAUAGAUGGCAUUGGAGAGAUCGUAGCUAACGAUAUAAGCAAAGCUGCUGUGGAAAAUAUAGAGCGAAAUGUAGGGCAUAAUAAAGUUGACAGCAUAAUCAAGCCAAGCCUUAAUGACGCAGGACUCCUCAUGUACCAAAACAAGUUCCCACUUUCAAAGAGGUUCCAGGUAAUUGACUUAGAUCCUUAUGGUUCACCUGCAUCAUUUCUUGAUGGAGCUGUACAAGCAGUUGAUGAUGGUGGCCUUCUUUGUAUAACAUGCACUGACAUGGCUGGGCUCUGUGGCAAUCAUGGAGAAGCAUCAUUUGCAAAAUAUGGUGCAAUGCCAUUAAAAUCAAAGUGCUGCCACGAAAUGGCCCUGAGGAUUGUUUUAGGAUCAAUUGAAGCCCAUGCUGGAAGAUAUAAAAGGUAUAUGAUGCCUCUGCUCUCUGUUAGUGCUGACUUCUACGUUAGAGUCUUUGUCAGGAUAACAACAAGUGCCAGCGAGGUAAAGAGAUCAGCCAGCAAAAAGUCAUAUGUCUUCCAAUGUGUUGGCUGUGACAGUUUUCACCUUCAGCCAGUCGGCAAAAGAAUUGAAGAAGGGAACAAGAAAAAGUACAAUCCGGGCACAGGUCCUGUUGUUGGAGAAAGCUGCAAAGAGUGUGGCCAGAGGUUUCAGAUUGGCGGACCAAUUUGGUCCGAGCCGAUGCAUGACAAACAAUUUGUAGAAUCUCUGCUCGAACGGUUAUCUAACGAAAAUGAACUAUAUGGAACAUCGCAAAGAAUGAAAGGAACUUUGACGGUGGUGUCUGAGGAACUGGAAGACGCGCCACUGUACUAUGUUAUCGACAAAUUAGCGAACGUGAUUCACUGCUGCGUACCAUCAAUGCUUCAGUUCAGAUCGGCUUUGAUCAAUCUUGGAUACCAGGUUUCCUCAACUCAUGCAAACAGCAAUGGGGUGAAAACGGACGCACCACCUUCAGUAAUUUGGGACAUUCUAAGAUGCUGGGAGAAGGAGCACCCGGUUUCUGAAAAAACAAAGACUGCCCAGUCACCUGCAGCAGCAAUUUUGUCAAAGCCACCAAAAAUAGAGGCAUCGUUUGUUGUGGUAGAGGAAGCAAAUCCUAAAUCAAGAAAAAUGAAAAUUUCCAGGUUCCCAGAAAACCCACUGCCUGAUUGGGGGCCCAAAGCCAGGGCCAAAGGAUCAACAAAAUUUCAGUCAUUGUCUGAGAAAAGAAAACAGCUUCAAGGAAAGAAAACAAAGAGGAAAGAAUUGUCAAGUCAUCCAUUAACUAAAGAUUUUCCAUGCAAAAGACAUAAACAAGGGCUCUGUGAAUUCUCUUCUGAAGACUGUAGAUACCUUCACAAAGAAGAAUCGACCACUAUGGCUGGAUCCCCAGAGAAUGCUACAACGGAGAAGUGAAACCAUUGUCUUUAACAUAGGAUAUCAGCGCAUCAAAUUCUGUAUAGAAUCUGUGAAAUCAGGAAGUAAUAGCCAACAAUUCACUUUUAGAAAUUGGGUUCCAAAAGUAGCUGAUGCAUUCAUCUUUGCAUCCCAUAUUUCUUCCUGAAAGAAAAAAACGUGGUCUUUAAUAUCGGUUUUUGAAUUGUUUGUACUUGACUGAUCUUUCGGCGAGGUAAAAUUAUAUCUGACUUUUUUUAUCAAAAUCUUUUUUCGUGAAGAAACAAAUUAUUUAGUUGUACACACUUUUUUACACAAAAAGCAAUGAUCACAAAAGCACAAAACGUUUUCCAAGUAAAUUCUAAAAUUAUCAAAAUCACAGAAUUUUAAAUCUUGUUCCAAUCAAAAUGAUUAUUUUAUUUUCCACGAGAUACCAUCUAACUGUAGAACAAGAGAUAUUAUGCGAGGUGUUGUAUAAGAUAUUUCUUUAAAGAUAUCAUCGACAUUCAACUUAAGUUAAAGAUAUCGAGUUUUUAUGUGCAAAAGAAUUCCUUCUAUCACAAAUGUAAACCGUUUCACCCUAUUGGCAUGAAAAAUAGUCUAUUUUCAAGGCUCAAAAAAUAAGCAAACGGGUGUAGGAUAGUACUUAAAGAUGAAGCUGUCGUGAGUGAAAAAUAUAGUAAUAAGUACGACAUGGUACGGUUAAACCACCAAGAAAAGAAAGCAGCAUUGCAGUUUGAGGAUAGAAACAUGGAAAAGACUUAACUAAAUUCAUUUUACCUCCCCUCAUACUUUUCGUCAGCCCACAAGAGCUUUGUUAUCUUCGGAAAUCUAAAGCCAAUGAAAUUUAAACUUCCAGCAAAUAAAGAUUGUUCAAGCACGACCAGCGUAUCAUUUUUUCAAAGUUUUUCACAAAGGCCUCCUGUACUCAGUGACGAAAAUAAUGGCUUGUCUCAUUGAGUAUUGCCUCUCUAAAAAUGUCAUAAGGGAUUUAGAUUCGAAAUGCUCGUACGGAAUACUUGUCCGCUCGUACGCAGCAUUUACGGCAUGCGUAUUACAUUGUACAUCCUCUGAAAAAAACUUAAGCCCUGCAGUUUUGAAGUCAGUCAAAACCAAUUCAAUAUGACCAGAAACUGCAAGAAAUCAACGGAGAUUGGCAGAGGCCGUUUUUAAGAAAAAACCACGACUUUUCAUUUACUGCCAAUUUUUUGUAAAAACGAAAGUCUUUAGGCCUGCAAAAAUGGUCUAGUUUUUGAGGGUUUUUUCUCCAAAAUGGCAAUAUGAUCAGAAGCUAACAGAAAUUUAUAAGGAUUGG